AUGAUCGCCGACGGCGGCGCCCACGAGGCGGGCCAUGACCAGCAGGACUCGUCCCCGCCGACCCGCCACGCCGGCGACGCCGAUCUCAAAGAGGAUGACCCCCUGUUCAUGUCGGUCGACUUCCGGAUGUACUGCUACAAGGUGCUGCCGUGCGCCAAGCGCUUCUGCCACGACUGGUCCACCUGCCCCUUCGCCCACUUCUCGGAGCGCGCCAAGAGGCGCGAUCCCCGGGGCGUGAAGUACACGGCGAUCGCCUGCCCCGAAAUGAAGAAGGGAGAGGACUGCCCUCGCGGUGACAAGUGCCCCUACGCGCACAACGUGUUUGAGUACUGGCUGCACCCGACAAGGUACCGUACCCGUAUGUGUCGCGACGGCACAUCCUGCAACAGGAAGGUGUGCUUCUUUGCUCACAAGCCUGAUGAGCUGCGUGUGCCUUCCUGCCGACCCUCACUCCCUGUGACCGACGACUCCUGGGAUGGGUUCAGCAGCGAAGAUUCUGGGGUGGCCGAAGCAGCAGAUGAGACGACUGUCAAGGAAGUAGAUUCAGGAAACAGUGCAGCUCACAGGAGGGCACUCUCUGUGCCAAUGGAGUGCUUGGCUGGACUCUCAGGGCAGGCAACAGACCCUUUUCAAGUGGACCACCGCCCACAUAGAGCCUACUCAAUGUCGGAGAGCCAGUUGGGUGAGCAGCAGUGCAAUGCAGGCAAUCAGUUGCCGCAGCCGCCGGCAGCUGCUGACGGCGAUGCUGAGAGUUUGACCCGCGCCCUGCUGGCCAACCUGUCACUGUCCUCUUUGCCCGAGGCACCACAAUAUGGCCAGUCUGCAACAAUGCAGCCCCUGCCCCACACCCCCAGCAUCAGCUUUGCAGCUGCCAAUCCUGCAGUCCUGCCGAUGAUGGCAGGCGCCAGCCCCCGCGCCUUGUCCAUGGGUCUUCCCUGCCUGGCCAACGGCCAAGUCGUCGACUUGCAGGGCAUGGAUCCCUACAGCCAGAGCGCAGGGCUCCUGCAGGCGAUGCAUGCACUGCCGGGUGAGGUACAGGGAGUCGCACCAAACGUGCAGAUCGAUGGUGUGGGGAACGUGGGUGCCUAUGGCGUGGAGGACCUGCUUCAGGCGCUGCUUACGCUGCAGUCACAGCAGCAGUGUGGCAUUCCUGCAGGUUCCCCUGGGGUGGAUGCCACUGGCAGCUUCGCAGAUGCGGCAUCACUGCAAAACAAUUGGCAUGGCAUGCAGAUGGGCGCAGCAGGCUUUGGGAAUACGCUCUUCCCCCAGUCUCUUGAGCCGCAGGGGGUCUCUGGACUCCUCUGA
Messenger RNA from Ostreobium quekettii, 1305 nucleotides. NCBI's taxonomy places the organism in Eukaryota, Viridiplantae, Chlorophyta, Ulvophyceae, Bryopsidales, Ostreobiaceae. The record is from the annotation of a GenBank genome assembly.